This is a messenger RNA of Amoebophrya sp. A120, 393 nucleotides long. Lineage: Eukaryota; Dinophyceae; Syndiniales; Amoebophryaceae. The record is from the annotation of a GenBank genome assembly.
CGAUACGACCGCAGCAAGCACUUUCGCAUGCCGAGAAUCGGGGACGUCGUCGCAGUGAGAAAUGUGGUGUACCCGAAAGACAUCCUCCCAGCACUUGUGAAGCCGCACAGAGCCAGACUGCGCGUCGAGCGCGUCUUCUGUGACCGGCUGUUUGUUCGGGACAUUGGCUCGGAAACGACCACGCAGCCGGCGUUUCUGAUUCCGUUAGGAUACGUGAACAGCACCGUUGACCCGACAACCGGCGCCAAGAUGGAUCAUCCAGUAGCUGAAGAAGCCACGACCGAGAAGACUGGUGAAGUAGACGCACGGCAGAGGGACUCACUUCUGUACGGAUCGGAGCACCGGCGACGAUCCUUGACCUCAUCCUUCACCCCCGGAACGCGAAUUUUGCUC